This is a messenger RNA of Mesoplodon densirostris (Blainville's beaked whale), 2652 nucleotides long. RefSeq names its product putative GTP-binding protein 6. The coding region runs from base 7 to 1551 and encodes 514 amino acids. Gene Ontology annotation, molecular function: GTP binding; ribosome binding. Gene Ontology annotation, cellular component: cytoplasm. The record is from RefSeq and is a predicted model, not a curated record. Lineage: Eukaryota; Metazoa; Chordata; Mammalia; Artiodactyla; Ziphiidae. The transcript is spliced from 10 exons.
UGCGGUAUGUGCGCCCUGCGAGCCGCUGUCGGCCCGGGGUCCUGGCUCUUUCGCGUGGUUCGUGGCUGCGGGGCUCCGAGGGCCGCGCCGCCGCUGCCACCCUGCCCCGAGCGCGCGCUCGCCGCCUUCCGCGGGGGCCUGGGGGGCCCGGAGGGGCGAGGGGGUGGGGGGCGGGGCCCACAUGCAGGUGGCCGGAGAAGUCGGACUGGAGGAAAGGAGGAGGCUGAGGAAGCGGAGGAGGAGGAGCUGCUGAGGAGGGACCCUUUGCUGCCGGCGGGAGCCCAGCGCGUGUGCUUGCUUCACCCUGACGUCAAGUGGGGACCCGGGAAGCCGCAGGGGACCCGAGUUGAGUGGCAGGUGGUGGAGGCACAAGCGCUGGUGCACACGCUGGAUGGCUGGUCGGUGGUGGACACGAUGGUGGUGCCCACCAAAACGCCAGACCGGAAGCUCGUGUUCGGCAGAGGGACCUUGGAGCGCCUGACAGAGAAAAUCAGAGGGUCCCCGGAAAUCACCGCCGUUUUCCUGAAUGUGGAGAGGAUGGCUGCACCCACCAAGAAAGAACUGGAAGCCGCCUGGGGUGUGCGGGUGUUCGACCGAUUCACGGUGGUUCUUCAUAUUUUCCGCUGCAACGCCCGCACCAAGGAGGCCCGGCUGCAGGUGGCACUGGCGGAGCUCCCCCUGCUCAGGUCCUGCCUGAAAAACCACGUUGCCCACCUGGGCGGACGAGGACGGGACUCCCGCAACAUCAUGGGGUCAGGAGAGUCUUUCCUGCAGGUGCAGCAGCGCCUUCUGAAAGAUAAGGAAGCGAAGAUUCGGAAGGCCCUGGAUAGACUCCGCCGGAAGAGGCUUCUCCUGGGCCAGCAGCGGAGGCGGCAGGAGAUCCCUGUGGUCUCCGUGGUGGGCUACACAAACUGCGGAAAGACCACGUUGAUCAAGGCGCUGACAGGGGACGUCGCCAUCCAGCCCCGGGACCAGCUGUUUGCCACGCUGGACGUCACGGCGCACGCGGGGUGGCUGCCCUCCCGGGUGACCGUCAUCUACAUGGACACCAUUGGCUUCCUCUCCCAGCUGCCCCACAGCCUGGUCGAGUCCUUCUCGGCGACCCUGGAGGACGUGCGCCACUCGGAUCUGAUCGUCCACGUGCGAGACGUGAGCCACCCCGAGACAGAGCUGCAGAAGGCCAGCGUCCUGUCGGCCCUGCGGGCCCUGCAGCUGCCGCGCCCGCUGCUGGACUGCAUGGUGGAAGUGCCCAACAAGGUGGACCUGGUGCCCGGGUACAGACCCGCCGAACCCGGCGCGGUGGCCGUGUCUGCGCUCCUGGGGCUCGGGCUGGAGGAGCUGAAAGCCAGGCUGGAGGAAGCAGUUCUGAGAGCCACGGGCAGACGGGUCCUCACGCUGCGAGUGGGGCUGGCGGGGCCGCAGCUGAGCUGGCUGCAUCAGGAGGCCACGGUGCAGGCGGUGGACGUGAGGCCUGAGGCCGGGGUGGCUGACGUCAAGGUCAUCAUAAGCGACUCAGCUUACGGCAGGUUCAGGAAGCUCUUUCCGGGGUGAAAGGACGCCCAAGGAUGGGGGUGCUCCCCGAGGACUGAGGGGGGCGCUCACGGGGGUCUGGGGGGCUGCAGCGUUCCCGCCUCAGAGAGAAGCGGCCUCGCUGCGCGGGCCCUACACCCCCGUGAGCCUGGCGGGAGGGCCGGUGGGGCUGGGAGCUGACGUCCCGUCCAGGGCGCUUGAGCCGCGAGACAGUAAAAGUUCUGCGUGUGUUCGUGAACCAGCCUUUCCGACUCUUCCGUGCCGGCCGCCCGGCAGAAGCCCUGCGAACGCUGGCCGUGAAGGAGGCAGGUCCGGCUUCCCCGUCCGCUCUGCGUCCACGCGUUCACGGCUGCCAGUCCUCGCCCUUCCCCACGGUAGCGUCAGGGGUAUAAUUAAAAUGUCUCCCGACAGCCCAGCAAGCAGGAAGAAUCUCCCCGUUUACAGGGCCAGGCGGCCCGGACCACCCAUCACACGCCUGUUCGUUGUCUUUACCCAAAGGAAAAAAUACAACUUUGGGCAUCUUGUCGAUAAGCAGGGAAUCACAUCCUGGGGCCAAACUCCCCCACGGUGAGGCAGGACCCCCUUCCCGAUGUUCACUUUGCAGAGAGGCUCCAGGGCCCCCAGACAGACGUUCCCGGGAUGCAAACAGGCCGGGGGACCUUCUGCUUAAAGAGAGUCACGCACAUCUCAGGGAGACGGGACACUCUACGCUGCAGGUUUUCUAAAGGGAAAGCGAAGGAGAAGGGCGUUCCCUUGCCCUUUGGGCGCCAGGAAAGGAUUAUUUUCUUUACCUCUGUAUUCAGCUUUACAGGGGCGUUUUCCGAGUUGUCCCAGGCUUUCAGCACAGCUGGAAAAAGUCUCUGCGGGCCUUCCCUGGUGGCUCAGUGGUUAAGAGUCCGCCUGCCAAUGCAGGGGACACGGGUUCGUGCCCCGGUCCGGGAGGAUCCCACAUGCCGCGGAGUGGCUGGGCCCAUGAGCCAUGGCCGCUGAGCCUGCGCGUCUGGACCCUGUGCCCCGCAACGGGAGAGGCCGCGACAGUGAGAGGCCCGUGCACCGCGAUGAAGAGUGGUCCCCGCUUGCCGCAGCUGGAGAAAGCCCUUGCACAGAAACAAAGACCCAACA